GGGCGGUGCGCUAGCACGGUGGGCGCUGGGACGCGCAAACCGCGCGGGUCCGGGCAUGAAGCUGGGCCGGGCCGCACUGGCCCUGCUGCUGCUGGCUCCGUGCGUGGUUCGUGCGGUGGAGCCCAUUAGCCUGGGCCUGGCCCUGGCCGGCGUCCUCACCGGCUACAUCUCCUACCCGCGCCUCUACUGCCUUUUCGCCGAGUGCUGCGGCCAGAAGCGGAGCCUCAGCCGGGAGGCGCUGCAGAAGGAUCUGGAUAACAAGCUCUUUGGACAGCAUCUUGCAAAAAAAGUCAUCUUAAACGCCGUGGCUGGUUUCCUAAGCAACCCGAAACCCAAGAAGCCCCUUACCCUCUCCCUCCACGGGUGGACAGGCACCGGCAAAAACUUCGCCAGCAAGAUCAUCGCAGAGAGCAUUUACGAGGGUGGACUGAACAGUGACUAUGUGCACCUGUUUGUGGCCACGCUGCACUUCCCCCACGCCUCCAACAUCACCCUGUACAAGGACCAGUUACAGAUGUGGAUUCGAGGCAACGUGAGCGCCUGUGCCCGGUCCAUCUUCAUCUUUGACGAGAUGGACAAGAUGCAUGCUGGCCUCAUUGAUGCCAUCAAGCCUUUCCUAGACUAUUACGAUGUGGUAGACGAGGUCUCCUAUCAGAAGGCCAUCUUCAUCUUCCUCAGCAAUGCGGGGGCAGAGAGGAUCACAGACGUGGCUUUGGAUUUCUGGAAGAGUGGGAAGCAAAGGGAGGAGAUCAAGCUCAGGGACAUGGAGCACGCCCUGGCCGUGUCUGUCUUCAAUAACAAGAACAGCGGCUUCUGGCACAGCAGCCUUAUCGACCGGAACCUCAUUGAUUAUUUCGUCCCCUUCCUGCCCCUGGAGUAUAAGCACCUGAAAAUGUGCAUCAGAGUUGAGAUGCAGUCCCGUGGCUAUGAAGUAGACGAGGACAUUGUAAGCAAGGUGGCUGAAGAGAUGACGUUCUUCCCCAAGGAGGAGAGAGUCUUCUCCGACAAGGGCUGCAAGACUGUGUUCACCAAGCUGGACUACUACCUGGAUGACUGAGCUCUGCUGCCAGACACUCUGUAGGUCCGCUCCUCUCCCAGGAAGAGGCUCAGGAUGCUUCCUGCUGAGUUUCGGGAAGGCCCUCAAGGGCUGUUUCUGCUCCUCAGAGCCUGCAAGAGGCCACGCUGUAGGGACCACAGACACAGAUGCAACAUGUACCCGAAGCUCCUGGCGCCUCGGGAGGAUGAAGCCAGCCAGCUCCCAGCCUGCCCAUUCUGGGCUCAUGAUUUUUUAAAAAUUAUGUUUUAAUUUCAGGUGUUUCUGUUUUGAGGCAGGACAAGUAAGUUUUACUGCAAAUGUGAUAACUUUAUUUAAAAUGGUUUUUAAUAUUACAAGAAGCCUUUCAGCUGU
This is a messenger RNA of Psammomys obesus (fat sand rat), 1408 nucleotides long. RefSeq names its product torsin family 1 member A (gene Tor1a). The record is from RefSeq and is a predicted model, not a curated record. The transcript has 5 exons. NCBI's taxonomy places the organism in Eukaryota, Metazoa, Chordata, Mammalia, Rodentia, Muridae. Gene Ontology annotation, biological process: protein localization to nucleus; nuclear membrane organization. The coding region runs from base 56 to 1057 and encodes 333 amino acids. Gene Ontology annotation, molecular function: ATP hydrolysis activity; kinesin binding; ATP binding. Gene Ontology annotation, cellular component: endoplasmic reticulum; endoplasmic reticulum lumen; nuclear envelope.